This is a messenger RNA of Trichoderma virens Gv29-8, 1053 nucleotides long. RefSeq lists its product as uncharacterized. Gene Ontology annotation, molecular function: oxidoreductase activity. The coding region runs from base 1 to 1053 and encodes 350 amino acids. NCBI's taxonomy places the organism in Eukaryota, Fungi, Ascomycota, Sordariomycetes, Hypocreales, Hypocreaceae. The record is from RefSeq and is a predicted model, not a curated record. The transcript has 4 exons.
AUGGCCAUCCCAGAAACUUACAAGACCUACCGCCGUACCACCGGAACCGUACCUCUAACCAUCAACCAAACCACCGAAACCACUCCCAAAAACCUCGGUCCCAAAGAUGUCCUGCUCAAAAUCCACUCCGUCUCCCUCAACUACCGCGACAUCGCCAUGCUCAACGGCGCAUAUCCAGCCCCAAUCCUAGACAACGGCAUCCCGGCCUCUGAUGCCGCCGCCGAAGUCGCCGCAGUCGGGUCGGCCGUGCAAAAGUUCAAGGUCGGAGACCACGUUUCGCCAAUUUUCUUUGUCAACUUCUUUACGGGCGAUGAGUUGGAGCCGCUGCAGGGCCUGGGAGGAGACGUGGAGGGUGUUUUGGGCGAGUAUGCUGUUUUUUCGGAGGAUAUUCUUGUGCGACUGCCGGAGCAUCUGUCUUGGGAUGAGGCAUCUACGAUUGCUUGCGCUGGUGUUACUGCAUGGUCCAGCAUUAACGGGCUGAAGAAGCUGUCACCAGAGAGCAGCUACGUUCUUCUGGAAGGCACUGGAGGUGUCAGCAUGUUUGCCCUCCUCCUCCUCAUCGACGCCGGCAUCAAGACCAUCAUCACGUCAUCCUCCGACGCCAAAAUCGCCCAGCUUCAGAAGUUGAGCCCCCUCAUCACGGGCAUCAACUACAAGACCACGCCCGAUAUCAGCGCAGAGGUCCAGCGCAUCACCAACGGCAGGGGCGCCGCCAUCGUUGUCAACAACAUUGGCCCGGGAUCCAUUGCCUCAAACAUUGACUCCCUUGCGACGGGCGGGUCGAUUAAGGUUGUGGGCUUCCUUGGUGGAUUCACCGGGGAUUGGAACCCCAGCGAGCUUUUGAAGCUCCUCUGGAAGCGUGCCAAUAUCCAGGGCAUUGCUGUAGGCACAAAGUCCGACUUUGAGGCACUAAAUGCUCAUUUGGCUGAGCGAAAGAUCAGUCUUCAGCCACUGAUUGAUCGUGUCUUUGCGCUUGACGAGGCCAAGGACGCGGUUGACCACAUGGCUGCAGGCCGACAUGUGGGAAAGAUUAUCAUCAAGGUGGCAGAGUAG